Molecule: messenger RNA, 831 nt
Organism: Ogataea polymorpha
Lineage: Eukaryota; Fungi; Ascomycota; Pichiomycetes; Pichiales; Pichiaceae
Exons: 1
Coding region: 1-831 (276 amino acids)
Biological process (GO): tRNA 5'-leader removal; rRNA processing
Cellular component (GO): ribonuclease MRP complex; ribonuclease P complex
Molecular function (GO): ribonuclease P RNA binding
Source: RefSeq, a predicted model, not a curated record
AUGGACAGAAAGCACACUGUUGAGCAUCUCCUUUUGUCUAGGUCCUCAAAAUUCCACGAUGACGGGGAGAUAUCAAAGCUCCUGGAGUCUCGAUACUCUCUAACAGGAAGUCAAAAGAACUAUUUGUCCUUGAAGGCCACUGAAGGGACACAUGGAGCGAAGCAUCACAAAUCCAUUAUGACUGCAAUUCAACUACCAGGGAGACAAAAUAGAUUCUCGCCAACGAAGACUAAGAAUGAGUUCAAAUCGUUCAUUACAGACAAUCUUAAGCUCCAAGAUAGACUUACUCGCCAACUACGGUUGAAACUAAAGAAGGAUCCUAAUUUACUGAAUAAUCUGAAUGACAUCACGGAGCUCAGGAUUUGCAAGAAUCUGAUCCGAUAUGAGGACUAUAUUGAACUGAAUAAGCUCUGGAAAGGCUACAUGUUAGAGAUUUUGGGUACGACCAACCACAUACCCACGAUGGUGAGCAAGCUUUCGAGCAGCGAAUUAAUUGGAUCAGAACUUGAAGUUAUUCAAAGCCGUUGCAUAAAUAAUACAGGCACGAAAGGAAUUGUCCUUUGGGAAUCCCAACACAACUUUGUGAUGGUGGUACCACGACAGGCAAAUUGGAAGAACGAUAUCAGUACGGUAAAGCCCGAGUUCACUUUGAAAGAGAGAAUCGGCGGAUUGAGAGUGAUAAGCAAGCGAAAUACGAAAUUUAGGCUACAGCUCGAAGCUCAGGAGUCUUCGAUCACAUUUGAUGUUAUCGGAAAUAGGUUGCUCAUCAGAAGUACUGACCGUGCUACGCGAAGAUUCAAGAAUCAUUCGGUGAAAGACAUCGAUGUGUAA